Polychytrium aggregatum is the source of this 1472-nucleotide messenger RNA. RefSeq lists its product as uncharacterized. Gene Ontology annotation, cellular component: cilium; centriole; intraciliary transport particle B. The coding region runs from base 1 to 1326 and encodes 441 amino acids. The transcript has 12 exons. The record is from RefSeq and is a predicted model, not a curated record. NCBI's taxonomy places the organism in Eukaryota, Fungi, Chytridiomycota, Chytridiomycetes, Polychytriales. Gene Ontology annotation, biological process: intraciliary transport; cilium assembly.
AUGCCCACGUCCUCGACAGAUUUGGCGACAGCGCAGUCCUCCAACACGCGCACCGUCCCGUCAGUGCUCUUCAACAUCAGUAAAAAAGAGGCCUUCACCCCGAGCAAUGGUCUCAAGACAAUGCAGCGAAAGCUCAGGAACAGCUUCAAGAUUGGGCUAUACAAGGACGAAAUGAAUGCCCAAAAGCUCUCGGACGCCAGCCUGCUUGUGUUUGGAGGGCCGCGCGAGAAGUUCUCGACCUCAGAAUUCUCGGCGCUCAAGGCGUAUCUCGAUCGCGGUGGAUCCAUCCUGUAUCUCACAGGCGAGGGCGGGGAAUCUCAGUUCAACACCAACUUCAACUAUCUCUUGGAAGAAUACGGAAUCAUGGCCAAUCCAGACUGCGUGACGAGGACCGUGUACUAUCGCUACUUCCAUCCAAAGGAAUGCUUUGUUUCCAACGGAGUCUUGAACCGAGAGAUCAACCGCGCUGCUGGCAAGCGCAUCAAUCCGCGGACAGCCACGCCAGGCGAUGUCGAGGCCGGCGGAAGAUUCAAUCCAACCGCCCUGGCGUUUGUCUACCCGUUUGGCGCCACCCUGAACGUUCAGAAGCCAGCCAUUCCCAUACUGUCGUCCGGAACGGUGUCGUAUCCCCUCAACCGGCCGAUUGGCGCUGUGUAUCUGAGCCCGAACGGGAAAGGCAAAAUGGUUGUUAUUGGAUCGGUUCACAUGUUCUCGGACCAGUACAUAGACAAGGAGGAAAAUGGCAAGCUCUUUGACGCCCUGGUUCAACUUUUGACGUCAGACAAGAUCGUUUUAAACACCAUCGACGCCAGCGAGCCCGACGUCUCCGAUUAUCACUACCUGCCUGACACUGCCAAGCUAUCCGAGUCACUGAGGUCCUGUCUACAGGAAAGCGAGGAACUUCCAAAGGACUUUACCACUCUAUUCGACCAUGGCCUCUUCCGGUUCGACACAAGCCUGGUUCCGCACGCUAUCAAUCUCUAUGAGGAUGUCCGCUUGAAGCACGAGCCGCUGACGUUGAUCCAGCCCCAGUUCGAGACGCCGCUGCCUCCGCUGCAGCCGGCGGUGUUCCCUCCGAUCCUGAAAGACCUGCCACCGCCGUCACUGGACCUGUUCGACCUGGACGAGCACUUUGCAUCCGAGAAGGUCAGACUGGCCCAGCUCACAAACAAAUGCAACGACGACGAUCUGGAGUAUUACAUCCGCGAGUGCGGCGAGAUCCUGGGCGUCAUGGAGAAGCUCGAGACGGGCCAGCGAGACGCCCGUCACGUGCUGGAAUAUGUCUUCAAGUCGAUCGUGAAUUGGAAGAAGCUCGACCAGUCCUGAGCACCGAUUGCCAUUGCCGGCACCACCAUCACAGCGGCACCACCACGGCAGCGACAGCGACAACGGCAGUGGCGACUACCAGGAUCAUGAUUGCUGGUGCUCUUUUUUACGGAGUGAAGACCGAGGCGAAAUCGGGCUGCGCGGAC